Molecule: messenger RNA, 6483 nt
Organism: Cololabis saira (Pacific saury)
Lineage: Eukaryota; Metazoa; Chordata; Actinopteri; Beloniformes; Belonidae
Gene: slc6a5
Product: solute carrier family 6 member 5
Exons: 16
Coding region: 133-2469 (778 amino acids)
Biological process (GO): glycine import across plasma membrane; sodium ion transmembrane transport; synaptic transmission, glycinergic
Cellular component (GO): membrane
Molecular function (GO): glycine:sodium symporter activity
Source: RefSeq, a predicted model, not a curated record
CAGCAGUCUUUCCCACGGAGCUAUAGAAGAGCUUUGCACUUGCUGCUCUGCGGGGCUUAAACCAGUCCGCUUCCAGUCGCCUCUUCCUCUUUUUACAGCUGUUUCCAGCGCGUCGACCGGAGCUCUGCAACAAUGGAUCCCUCUGAGCAGAGAGACAUGGCCAAGCAGCCGGCCAGCGCUCCCAGCAGCUACAUCCCGGUGCAGCAGCCAGAAGGAGCCGCGGGACUUACAGCAAACACACCCGACAACACGGCCGGGGGCCCCGCGGCCGCCCCGCACCAUCACCCGGCGCCCCAGCCGCCGCAGCAGCAGCCUUGCAACGAGAGCAAAACUUUUUGCACCUCGGAGAAUAAAGCGGGAGAUCCGGACGCCAGCAGAGCCUAUGGGACGUUUAAAAACAGCCCGGCGCCCAUGAUCCCCGGAUCGGGGGCCGGUAUUAACCCGGCCCUCGGGGGGUCCGCCCAGUACAGUGACCCGCUCCGGGCCACCAUGGAGCAGAACAACGCGCCCAGUAACUGGACGGCUAUGAGCCAGACCACCAUCAUACUGGGAACAGAUGGGAACACGUCUGUUCAGCCCGGGACCAUGGUAGGGGCUGAUGAUGAUGAUGACGAAGGGGGAGAUGAGAAUAAGGCCAGAGGAAACUGGUCCAAUAAACUGGAUUUUAUUCUGUCCAUGGUUGGCUAUGCGGUGGGAUUGGGAAACGUCUGGAGGUUCCCUUAUCUUGCCUUUCAAAACGGGGGAGGGGCGUUUUUGAUCCCCUACAUGACGAUGCUGGGCAUCGCCGGGAUCCCCAUCUUCCUGCUGGAGGUUUCCCUGGGCCAGUUUGCCAGCCAGGGGCCCGUGUCAGUCUGGAAGUGCAUUCCAGCCCUGCAAGGUUGCGGGAUUGCCAUGUUGAUUAUAUCUGUCUUGAUAGCCAUAUACUAUAAUAUUAUAAUGUGCUGGACACUGUACUACCUGUUCGCUUCGUUGAAGGGCUCACUGCCAUGGGCUAACUGUAGGAAUGAGUGGAACACGGUGGAAUGUAAGGACAAAGACAUGCUGCUGUUAGACACGUGCAUCCUGCGAGACAGGAACAGCGUUUCGGUCAGGAACUCUACCUUCUGUCUGUCCGCAAAUGCUGCGGGAAACCUGACAAAGCUGCUCAACAUGACCAUGGAUGGUAACAAGACCUAUGUCAGCCCCAGCGAAGAGUACUUCAAGUACAACGUGCUCCACAUUUCUAAAGGGAUUGAAUUUCCAGGAGACAUCCGCUGGGCUCUAGCAGGCUGCCUCUUCCUGGCCUGGGUCAUCGUUUAUGCUUCUUUAGCCAAAGGAAUCAAAUCGUCCGGAAAGGUUGUUUAUUUCACAGCUACGUUUCCGUAUGUGGUGCUGGUCAUCCUUUUGAUCAGAGGGGUGACCCUGCCUGGUGCCGGCGAUGGCAUCCUUUACUUUAUCACACCAAAAUGGGAGAAACUUAAUGAUGCAAAGGUGUGGAAAGACGCAGCCACUCAGAUCUUCUUCUCUCUGUCGGCUGCGUGGGGAGGCCUCAUCACUCUCUCCUCCUACAAUAAGUUCCACAAUAAUUGCUACAGGGAUACCAUUAUAGUGACUUUCACAAACAGCCUUACCAGUGUAUUUGCUGGAUUUGUCAUCUUCUCUGUGAUUGGUUUCAUGGCUCAUGAGUUGAAGGUGCCAAUAGAGAAGGUUGCAGAUGAGGGUCCAGGCAUAGCGUUUGUGGUGUAUCCAGAGGCUCUGACCAGACUUCCUCUGUCUCCUUUCUGGGCAAUCAUCUUCUUCCUCAUGCUCCUGACUCUUGGACUGGAUACCAUGUUCGCCACCAUUGAGACCAUCGUGACAUCCGUGUCGGACGAGUUCCCUAAAUACUUGAGGAAGCACAAACCGCUCUUCACGCUGGUCUGCUGCGCCGCUUUCUUCAUCCUGGGCUUUCCCAUGAUCACAGAGAGUGGGAUGUACAUGCUGCAGCUGGUGGACACGUUCGCAGCCUCCUAUUCUUUGGUCAUCAUCGCCAUCUUUGAGCUGUUGGGGAUCUGUUACCUCUACGGUCUGCAGAGGUUUUGUGAGGACAUCGAAAUGAUGAUUGGUUUCCAGCCAAACCGAUUCUGGAGACUCUGCUGGGCCUUUGUGACUCCAACUAUUCUGACGGGCAUCCUGGGACUCAGUCUGUACCAGUGGAAGCCGAUGACAUAUGAGGACUACACAUACCCCACCUGGUCCAUGGUUAUGGGCUGGCUCAUGGUCAUCUGCUCUGUCAUCUGGAUCCCCAUCAUGUUCCUCAUUAAGAUGCACCUGGCCCCCGGCAGCAUAUCCGAGCGUUUGAAGUUGGUCUGCUCCCCUCAGCCUGACUGGGGUCCUUUCUUGAUGAAGCACCGCGGAGAACGCUACAAGAACCAGAUGGAUCCUCUCGGAACCAACUCUUUGGGUCUGAAACUGCCCCCAAAGGACUUCCAGAUGGGUUCCUAUCAGUAGCAGUCGUCCUGGAAGCAGCUCAGCGCCUCCAACCCUCGCAGAAGGCACCGGGAGAAGAUGAAUGCCUGUUCCCUGGUCGUCUUCUCCUCCACCUCUUGCUCCCCCUCCUCCUCUUUCUCUUUUCCCCGUUCCGUACCUCAUACUGUUUGCUUCCUGUCUUCUUUUGUCCUUCACGGCUGUGGAAACAGGAUCCCUUUCCCCUGUCCUUCAUCCCCGUAGCUUUAUCCACCGUUUCCCAUCUUCUCUCAGGGAGGAGUGGAUGCCCAAAGUGGAGCCUGCCCUUCCACUGCCGCUGCCUGGUACUCGGUUAAUGGGCUAUCUUUGCCUCCCACACAUGACCACUGAUUACUCAAAGCCCUUUCCCAGGGAACCUUAUUUUGGAAGAAAAAUUGUGUCAUAAAAAGACACAGUUCAGACUGCACUUGCAAUAUUAGCUGCUCCCUAUGGAGCUGUGUGUGUCUGUCUGUGUGUGUGUGUGUGUGUGUGUGUGUGCGUGUGCGAGUGCCAUUAUAUCUGUGUGUAGAGAUAUUGAAUCAUUUUGGUGCACAAAUAAGAAGGAAAACAACAAAAUUUGAGCACAAGAAAAAAAAAAUCAACUUGCUUGAUGGGGAUUUGUGUUUGGUUCCAUCUUUUUAGAAAAUUUGAUCAGAAAUACAAAUAACAGAAAACAGAAAAAAGAGACAGUAUACUCUGCUAUCAGAUUUACUCCUAUCCAGCAGUACAGAUGUAUAGUCAUAUCAGCUACUGCUCGGUCGCUUGUGCUUUGUCCAAACUAGAUUACAAAAUCUACAGUUUGUGCCUCCUAUGUCCCGGUAGAGUAGCGAACGCAUCCUGAUUACCACUUUCCCAAGUUACAUGUUGACCUUGGAGGACUUAGCAGUAUGAUAGAAACUUGGAUCUAUUUUUCUUUCCGAACCCAAGGGACUGUGUGUGAUACCCUCUCUCUUUCUCUACUUAUAAAGAUGUGAUCCUGUUGUAUUAUCCUAGAAUGUAAAGUGUAGAAAACUAGUAGAGUCCAUCCGUCAGUAGGUGACUGGGCCAACUAACCUGUUCAGGUAUUAAAUGCUGACCUCAUAGUCACUUCCUGUGCAUAUAUUUCAUAUGCAUAUUUAUCGCUGUAUUGGUUGCGACCUUGUCAAGCCAUCUGUGAAUCCUCCUUGGGAUUGUACAUUUCAUCAGUAGAGUAAAAAAGCUAUAUAUAUAUAAAUAUGUAUAUAUAAAAAUAUAUACAUAUACACAUAUAUACAUAUAUAUACACAGAUAUAAACACAAAAACAUAUAAGAUCAAGUAUAUAUAUAUAUAUUGCCUCCAGCAGAGAGCAGAGCUAGAGAGAUACUGAUUGAGUGUUUGUAUGUGUGUAUGUGUGUUAGUGUGUGCGUCUUGCUAAGGUGUAAUAUUUUGUAUAAAAAUGCACUCGCCAUGAACAAAAGAGUAUCUUCAAGUAGCGUCUGUUGUCGCAUCCUCGCAACAAUGGGAGCCGCUGCCAUGUGUGAACAGAUGAACGAUUAGAGUAGAAAAACAGCCUCCUUCUCUCAAGGAAAUGUACCUUGUCUGUUGUUGUCUGUGGUAGAGCUCUGGACAUCCUUUUUAUCAUUUCAGAAUCAUCCCUCUUGCUUCUCUGUGUGUCCUCAGUAAAAACAGGGUCUCAGGUAUACUCCGUCAGACUACUGAGGCAAGAAUAAUAGCACCCAGUGCAAAGAAAGCUGACAGUAGGGCCACCCUAAUGUUUAACUGCAAUAGAGGCAGUAUUGCGAACAAGAAGAAUCCUAAUAUUACUCCUUGAGGACCUCGGUGCAGCUCGCUUUUUGCUCUCUGUCGCCUAAAUGCACCUUGCUGUGACUGCUAAGGACCUCUGAGUGACUCAUCCUGUUUUUGAUCAGCAGUGUGCAGCACUGAGUCAAGCAUCAUUACUUCUGAAAAGGAGACAGAAGUGAGAAAGGUUCAAUUAAAGAGUAACAAUUUGAAUGUGAUGUUGUUCACUGGAGGUUUAAUCAACCCUUGCAAAGUUUGUUGCAGCGUGCUAUACAUGUGCAGAAAAUGAAAGGCCUUUUAAGAGCUUUCUGGUCCCCUCGCUCACACGUGGUCUGUCAGAAUCAGACAUAUUACUGUAAUUUAGCAACUAUUUCCUUUAAAGCCAUGCUGUGCAGACACAAUCAGCACAACGGAGCUACUAUAAGUGCUCUUCCUAGGGUUGUAAAAGUCACCUGCAGAUGUUUCCCCAGUGCAGCUCGGCGGGUGGUCGGACUGGCUUUUUGCCUUCUGAAAUUUGACUUGACCAGCCACCAACUUUUACCUAGUGGGUCGCUGAGCUAUUCACUUCAAACUGACAGCAUUCUUCCAUCCAGAAGCCGUUAGUCUUUUGCACACUUCGCCCAGCUGGAGAUGCAUUUUCACGUUCCCAGUUGGCUCGAUGACGCUUUCACCAUGGCAGGUCAUUUAAUCGUGGAUUGUUUUUAACGCGGGAGGUGACAGUUAAGGCUCUCUCUUUCUAUUUCUCUAAGCCAUGUCUUUUCAUAACCUUGACAUGAAAAGAGCACAGGUAUGAUUUAAAAGAUUGUUUAAAAGCAAAACAUAAUCAAUUUAUGAGCACAAGUAUCUUGAUGUUAAAUAGCUUGUUUGCUUCACUGUGUCACUUUUAAGAUGUUUGGCUCUAUUUGUGAUAAAAACGUGUGUCUGUGUGUGUGUGCGUGCGUGUAUGUGUGCGCGUGCUUGUCUCCGUGUAAGUUUAACUCAGCCGUUAGUCGGAUGUUUGCAUGGCCGGUCUCGGAGUAGAUUACAGAAUGAAGCAGUGGAUUCCCAUGAAUGUCUCGGCUUGAUUGAGCUCUCCUUCCACACGAUUAGAAGAUCUUUGACAGUCGUAAAGCCAUCUUGAAAUGUUGAUCUGCUCAAAAAAAAAAAGACAGAAAAAAGUAAUUGUUUGGCUUUUACCUUAGAGCAGGAGAAGCUGAGGGAGCAGGUUGCAGUUUUAAUAAGACUUCAAAAGUCUUUAUACCCUGAAUGGUUUUAAUGAUUUAAUUUAGGGCCAGAGCUAAAAUGCUAUAAGUUUUGUGCCGCUGUGUUUCCAUUUCUACAGGGAUUCUCUGCUUUCAGUUUGAGAGGAAAAAAACAGCUUUGGGUUUAUUUGAAACAACACGUCUUCAUAAAAUGUGUUAAAUGAAGAGCUUGCAUGUGCAGUUUGUGUUGCUGUAACUCCGUGUCCAUGUAUAGUAAUCUUUUCUCUCUCGAUAGGAUAAGUCGGUGCAUGUUUACUUUAGGGAACUUUUGUUCUACAUAAAGUUAAGAAGCAGAGGGUUGUUGAUGUCCAUUUACACAAGAGGAAAAGAAAAAAAAUUCUUAAAAAAAAAAUACAUAUAGAAACUGUCAAUUUCUUUGGACGGCAAGUCAACUUUGGGCAGUAUAAGUAACCAAAGAGAGAGUUAUUGAACUGGCGUUGGAGAGAAAACUGAAACUAAAGAAAAAAAAAAAGAAAAAAAAAAGGGAACAUCAUUUGCGUAAAGGAGUUCAAGAUACUGCCAUUCAUAUAAUAUGUAGUGUUCUUCAGUGUUUGCCAAUACGUUACAAAACACCUUCAGGUAACCAUUGGCCUUAUAGAUGUCCUCUAAUGGUAGAAUAUUAUAUGUACUUCAAAAAUAACACCACAGCAUAGCUGUCUGUCUCAUGGUUCUAGUAUUCCUAUUGUUAUGUCUGUUGUGUCUUUUUGGCACUUUACUGUGUGACCUAUGAAUGCAUAGGUUAAAUUUCUAAUUACUUGAGUAAUGUCACAUACUUCUGUGUGUUCUAUGUGAGGUACUGCUGCCUAUGGAUAUAGAUAUGUGCCUCCAACAGCCCAUGACAUUCAUUUGAUUUAAAGAUUCAGAGUAGAUAUAUUAUACAGAUAAUAUGUUUUAAAAUGUGUGUGACGUGUAACAAAAAAGACUAAGAAAGUAUAUAUCAUAAAUGUGAAAUGCAUUUAUUUAUUUUCAAAAUCAUCAAUCUUUGAGGCUCUACCUCAGAUUUUGUAUUUAUGUAUAGAA